Messenger RNA from Mercenaria mercenaria, 8991 nucleotides. Its product is annotated as pre-mRNA 3' end processing protein WDR33-like. NCBI's taxonomy places the organism in Eukaryota, Metazoa, Mollusca, Bivalvia, Venerida, Veneridae. The transcript is spliced from 18 exons. The record is from RefSeq and is a predicted model, not a curated record. Gene Ontology annotation, molecular function: protein binding. The coding region runs from base 161 to 2923 and encodes 920 amino acids. Gene Ontology annotation, cellular component: mRNA cleavage and polyadenylation specificity factor complex.
UUUCGUUUAACACAUUAGAUUGUCCGCCAUCUUACAAUAUUAUGGAACGCAUAAAAAUGCGCUUCAUUGUCUUGAAAAACAAUUUUGAUGAUUUGAGUUGUCAGAAUAUAUCAUCAUAAAUAGGAGUUACAAUUAAAACAAGUGUGUGAUUGCAGACAGGAUGGAAGGUGGAGGUGUAGUUGUACCUAAUCAGGCCAGUGAUCAAGGCUUCUUUCACAUGCCCAAAUUACAGGUUCCAAACUAUCAGAAGCCAAGAGUAUUUGUUCCAACAGGAUUCACACCGCGACCUCCACAGAGUGAUACAACAAAUGCUGCAGGUGAUCCAAAACUGCGCCAGAUCUCUGGUCCUCCUAUCAUGCCAAAUGCUACCCAGUUGUCUGGUACAACUGUGGAUGGAAUGUUUGAUGGGAAAAGAAUCCGGAAAACAAUGGUUCGCAAAACUGUGGACUAUAACACUUCAGUAACUAAAUACUUGGAGAACCGUGUAUGGCAGCGUGAUGGAAGAGAUGCUAGAGCAAUACAGCCUGAUGCCUUGUAUCAGUUAGAGGUGACGCCGCCUUGUGACAUGCAACAGAAGCCCAUGAACUGUCUCACAUCUAAGUUUAUGCGACAGUCAACAAACAAGUUCAGAUGUCCUAUAUUCUGUAUAUCUUGGACUCCAGAAGGUAGAAGAUUGGUGACAGGGGCAUCUAGCGGGGAGUUUACCUUAUGGAAUGGUCUAACGUUUAGCUUUGAAACUAUAUUGCAGGCUCAUGAAACAUCUGUGCGAGCAAUGGUGUGGAGUCACAAUGACCAGUGGAUGUUGACAGCGGACCAUGCAGGCUUCAUCAAGUACUGGCAGUCAAACAUGAAUAAUGUGAAAAUGUACCAGGGACACAAAGAACCUAUACGGUCCAUCAGUUUUUGUCCAACUGAUUCAAAGUUUGCAACAUGCUCUGAUGAUGGUACUGUGAGAGUGUGGGACUUUUUACGCUGUUAUGAAGAGAAAAUAUUAAGAGGUCAUGGUGCAGAUGUGAAAUGUGUGGACUGGCAUCCUCAGAAGUCAUUGAUAGCAUCAGGAAGUAAAGAUAACCAGGUACCCAUCAAACUGUGGGAUCCCAAAUCAGGACAGAGUCUUGCUACAUUACAUGCUCAUAAAUUUACUGUGAUGGAUAUCAAGUGGAAUAGAAAUGGUAACUGGCUGUUGACGGCUGCAAGAGAUCACCUUAUGAAGUUAUUUGAUAUCAGAAACCUGAAAGAAGAACUUCAAGUCUUCAAAGGACACAAGAAAGAGGCAACAUCUGUGGCGUGGCAUCCUAUCAAUGAACAGAUGUUUGCUAGUGGAGGAUCAGAUGGUGCUAUCAUGUUCUGGAAUGCUGGAACAGAGAAGGAGGUUGGAGCUAUAGAGGAAGCCCAUGAGGCAAUUAUUUGGGAUCUGGCAUGGCAUCCAUUAGGUCAUAUACUCACCUCUGCAUCUAAUGACCAUUCAACGAAAUUUUGGACUCGAAACCGACCAGGAGAUGCUAUGAGAGAUAAAUACAACCUCAAUAUAAUGGCUGUAGGUCCAGACGGUGAGAUGUUAGAUAUAGAUGCUGAUGUACCUCUUGGAGAGAACAAAAGUUUACUGCCUGGAAUGGGACUGGAAUUCGGAUUGCCACCAGAACCUGAGAAAAAGCCUAUUGAACCUUUAGAAGAAGAGCUGCCAUCUAUUCCUGGUCUCGAUUGGUCCUCAGAUGCUGAGUUCUUUAAGGAACAGCAAGCGAAGGUUGAAGAACGGCAACCAAGAAAGAAGGCUCCUUACUCGAGACCUAUACCUAAAAGUUUUGAACAAGCCUGGAUAACCAAUCAGCAACCGGGUACACUUAUAAAAGAUGUUGAAGGUAAAAUGAAGAGAGGCAGAAUCCAGUCAUUGCUCUCUCUGGACCUGCCAAACAAACACGUGAAAGAUGAGUAUGAAGAGAGAGGAGGGAGAAUGCCUAAUCCUAAUCUUGUUGAACAUCCAACCAAAGGCUUCAACCCUCUCCCAGAUGAUCAUAAUCCCUAUUUAGAUGAUGAAGAUGAUCAGUAUCCUGAAAUGGACGAGGAUUACCGUGGUGAUCAAGAUUUCCGAAGUGACCAAGAUUUCCGUCAGGACCAGGAUAUGAGAGGGGAUCAGGAUUUCCGGGGCGAUAUGGACUUCAGGCCAGCUGAUGGGGGUGGGGGUAAUUUUCAAGGUCAAGGAAUGGGUUCUCAGUUUCAAGGAUCUCAACAAGGAAACUUUGGUGGUGGGCCCAGGGGUAGAGGUAGGGGUGGAGGUCAAAGGCAAGGCUUUCAAGGGGACAGAAAUUUUGGACAUGAAGGUGGUUAUGAGGAUAUGGACCUUGAUGAACAGAACUAUAAUUCUGGACAAAAUAACAGACAGUCAGACGGUGGAGGUCAGCAGAGAUUUGGGCAGAAAAACCCACCAAGUUUAAUGGAUCUUAGUUUUGAUCCGAAUGAAUCUGCUGACUUCAUUGUGAAAGAUAAAAGUCCUGGGCCAAAGGGCAGGGGUCGUGGUGGACAUGGGGAAAGAGGUAGCAGAGGGGGACAGGAAGGAUUCAAAAACCGGGGGAGAGGUGGCAAUAAGAGGUAUGAUGAGAGAGGUGGGAGGGGUAAUUGGAACGAAGAGAGUGAUAGCAGUUUUAGUGAAAAUAAUGACAGCUUUAAUGAUUCACAAGGAAGUAAUAAGAGCAGCUAUAGAGGAGGAGGCAAUCAAAGAGGUGGUAGAGGAAACUUUAGAGGAAGUGAUUCUUAUAGAGGGGGUGAGAGGAGAGGAGGUAGGGGUGGACAGAGGGGUAACUACAGAGGAGGCGGCGAUAGAGGUGGUGGAAGAGGAGGUGGCGAUAACAGAGGUGGAGGAAGAGGAGGUGGUGAUAACAGAGGUGGUGGAAGAGGAGGAAGGGGACGAGGGCGGGGUGGUCGUUGAAUGUGAAUUUGUAUAUAAAACUACUAUAGUGUCUUGAAAAGAUUAGGUUAUCUUGGAGUUUGAGAAACAGCUUAAAUAUUUAAUAUGACAGCUUUGUCAAACAACAAAUACACAAUGAAUUAAUAAAAGACCUCCAUAUUGAGGUGUUGGAUAUAUAUUACAAAUUGAUGAUUGCAGUAACUAAAAGUCUCAAUUGUAAAUAAGAAUGGAAAAGUGUAAGUAGUGUUAAAUAAGGAGGAGUUUGGCACUGUGGAAGAAUGACAUGAACAGAAGUCAGGGUGCCACGAGUACUGCCAUUACUAAGAUUCUGAUGAGAAUUCAUAGCUUAUAUAGGAGUUAUAACAAAAUGAAGUGCUUAAUGUUUUCUAUACAAGUGAGGAUGACUUCAUCCAAAGUUUGUUUAAUUGUAUACUAAACAGCAAUACUAAUUGAGCCGUGCCAUGAGAAAACCAACAUAGUGGGUAUGCGACCAGCAUGGAUCCAGACCAGCCUGCGCAUCCGCGCAGUCUGGUCAGGCUCCAUGCUGUUCGCUUUUAAAGCCUAUUGGAAUUGGAGAAACUAUUAGCGAACAGCAUGGAUCCUGACCAGACUGCGCGGAUGCGCAGGCUGGUCUGGAUCCAUGCUGGUCGCAUACCCACUAUGUUGGUUUUCUCAUGGCGCGGCUCAAUUAGCUUACUUUUGUUAACCUCAGUUAUGUUUGAAACAGACACAGAAAAACAAGAAGUUGUCAUGAAAUUAUAAAGGUGAAACCAGUCCUUAUGCAGGAAGGUCUGAUUUCCUUGUUGUUCUGAGCACAGUCUACAAAUUGAGUGAUCACAUAGCUGGAUUCUAAUGCUAGUCUCUUCAGAUAUAUUACCUUCAAGUCAGACUUUGCAUAGUUGUAACAGUUACUGAUUUUUGCAGUAUUAUUGUGAUGGUGUAUAGAUACAUGUGUACAUGUUCAUUGCUAUAUAAAUUGCAUGAUGUAUAUUUCUUUCAUGUUCUUCCUUUAAUGAAUACUCUUCAAAAGGUUUUUCUAUUACAAAUGUAACAAAAGUUCUGAGUAAAUACAUAAAAAAAAUGAGAUCUGGAAUCCUUAGAUCAUAAAAUUCAGUAAUAUACUUUGAUGUUUACUGUAUAAUAAUACAUUGUUAUAAGGGCAUUAAAAAUCAUAAAUGCAAACAUUAUAUCGCAUUAAAGAUUCUGUACAUAAUACCACUUCAAACAUACAAGUGCCACCUUAUUUUUGUGUAUGUGUUUAAGGUAGUUCUGUAUAUAUCAUAAACUGGAAGUAAUGAUUUAACAACAUUUAUCCGGAUAAUGUAGUAAAGAAAAUGGACUAAUUGCAACCCUUGAGUAAAUGUAUUAAAAUAGCAAUCAUUUUAAAGAUAAAUAUAUUAAAACACUUGACAUGUUAAAUUAUUUCCAGUGAUGUCUCCCAAGUAUAUUCUGAAAUCUUGGAAAAAUCAGUCUAUACAAAUUCUACAUAAUAGAAAAAAUUACUUGAACACGCAGAACUACCUUAAACUGAUGCACCAUUCAUGAUCUGUUUCUGUAACAUAGAGUUUUGUACACUUUAUUCCACUUGCAAUAUUAAGGCGCUGCAUAUCAUUGUUCGUUCAUAAUGUUUCCGUUACACCAGCAGUGUUUGAUUGCUGGUGUCUCAUCAUUAUAUCUAAAAUCUGUUACAGCAUUUCGUUUGUCUCAAGGUGGUCAGGUAUUAAUAUUGUUAGAUUAUUCUUUCUUUAAACUGUAAUAUUAAUGUAUUUGCCAAGCGUAAAAAAUCCGGAAAAAAAACACAGUUCCCAAAAAAAAAACCAUAAGUUCACUUCACAGUUUAGUCAGGUGUGAACAUGUGACCUCACAGUCUAGUGUUGGCCUCAGUGUAUGUGAACUUGUCACCUCCCAGUUUGGGUUGACUAACAAAGGCGAUAACUUGUCAACUUAUAGUUUAUAGUGUUGGCGUAGGUACUGUUUGAACUUGCCACCAAAACCUCAACCACUAUUGUUAUAAUGUACAGAUACUAACAUAUACAAGAACUUUAAGACAGAAUUGGUGUUUGAUAAGCUUAUUAAUAUACCAUACUCGUGUAGAUAAAGAAAACACUGGGUGCACUGUUCAGCACAGUUACUUAAGUGUUGUUAAUACUUUUAUAAGUUUUGAGUACAAUAUUUAACUUUUCAUAAAGAUAAGGGUAAAUUUUGAUAUAUAUAAAAUGUGAAGUCAUAAAGUUUUGGCAACAUUAAACUUUGGUUUUCACCAAACGGCUUUUACAAGGACUUGAAUUUAAAAUUUAAUAUGCAUUUCGUUUAUUUAUUUCACUGAUUGGUGUAAGCAUGAAAAUCAUCCACAAAUUGUAUUAUUCCUUGGUUUAUUCCUGUAUGCAAAUACAUUAUAUUACCAAAGAUCAUCAUUGUUGUUACAUAGAUCACCUUUUUGCAUAUUUGUAUGUUUAUUGUUUUUGUUUUUGAAACCUCAGCAUACAAAAUUUGAGAAUUAUAACUGAGGACCUGAUAAAUUGCUCGAAUAAGUCUGGAUGCUCCAGUAGAGAGUAUGCAUGCUUGAAUGAGUCUGGAUGCCCAAGUGAGUCGGGAUGCUAGUCGAGUGAGUCCGCAUGUUUGAAUGAGUCGGGGAUGCUAGUCGAGUGAGUCUGCAUGUUUGGAUGCUAGUCAAGUGAGUCUGCAUGCUCGAGUAGUGAGUCUGCAUGCUCGAGUAGUGAGUCUGCAUGCUUGAAUGAAUCUGGAUGCUCCAGUGAUUCAAAUUUGAUGCUCCAGUGAGUGUGGAUGCUCAAGUAGGUCUAGAUGCUUGAGUGAGUCUAGAUCCUUGAGUGUCUGGAUGCUUGAGUCAUCAGUGUUUGAGGGAGUGGCAUUUCACUGUAUGUAGAAGUUUCCAUUAUAUGCCCAGUCAACCAGUUAGUAUACAUGUUUUUUUUGUUUUGGAUGGUUAGCCAUUUUUUAAUGAGGAACAGUUGCUGCUAACUGGAAAAGAUUCUGCCUUAUAUGUGAUGUACAUGAACUAGUUCAUGUUAGGUGAUUUUAAAUACAUGUAACACAGUCUAACUUGUAUAUAGUUCCUAUUGAAGGGACUGUCAGUAGUUACAAUUCAGACUGGUUACCAUUAUAUCCAGGUUGUUGGUACAAAGUUGAAAAAAUUUCAAAUUUUUAUACUAAAUAAUACAAUGUUGAAAUCAAACUCUACUGUAGAAUGAUGCAGUGUUCAUUUCUAAAAUAUAAGAAGACUUCUACUUUUUGAGGAAUAGGUACUUUCUCGUAAAUGCCAAUGGCUUUUAAUCUUUAACUAUAACUUGUUUUAUGUUAUAGUGUUACUUUUGAAAUAUGUUAACAAUUCUGAUAUGCCAUCUGUAGUGGACAACAAUAUGAGCCGUGCCAUGAGAAAACCAACAUAGUGGCUUUGCGACCAGCAUGGAUCCAGACCAGACUGCGCGGUCUAGAUCCAUGCUGGUUGCAAACCCACUAUGUUGGUUUUCUCAUGGCGCGGCUCAAUUAUUGUGAUCUUUUGUUGUUUUGAGCAAUUUAAGUCUGCUGCUGGCAAACAAUCGUAUUAUUUCACACACAUUUUGUUGAUAUAGAAGAAAUUUAUUUACACUGAAUUCCAACGGUUAGACAUAAAGAUGACUAUUCAAAGGAGGUUCACAUUACACACAGGUGACCACUAAUGCAGGUUAGACUGUGUAUUUCCAUUGAUUACAUGUAUGUGAGGCUAUGCUUGGUUUCAAGGUUCAAUUUUUUUAGCUGGACUAUUCAAAGAAUAGUCUAGCUAUUCUACUCACCCUGGCGUUGGCGUCGGCGUCACACCUUGGUUAAGUUUUUGCAUGCAAGUACAUACAGCUAUCAUUUAAAGGCAUAUAGCUUUGAAACUUAUUUAUUCUUUUUCUAGGUCAAUUACCAACCUCACUGGGUCAAGUUCCAUAACUCUAACAUGUAUUUUGAGCAAAUUAUGCCCCCUUUUGGACUUAGAAAAUUUUGGUUAAAGUUUUACAUGCAAGUUACUAUCUCCAAAACUAAUGCAGAUAUUGAAUUGAAACUUCACGUGUCUUCGGGGUUAUAAAACUAGUUGAUAGCACCAAGUCCCAUAACUCUGACCUUCAUUUUGGCCAAAUUAUGCCCCCUUUUGGACUUAGAAAAUUCUGGUUAAAGUUUUGCGUGCAAGUACAUACAGCUAUUACUAAAAGGCAUAUAGAUUUGAAACUUAUUUUUUCUUUUUCUAGAUCAAUUACCUACCUCACUGGGUCAAGUGCCAUAACUCUGACAUGUAUUUUGGGCAAAUUAUGCCCCCUUUUGGACUUAGAAAAUCCUGGUUAAAGUUUUACAUGCAAGUUACUAUCUCCAAAACUAAUGCAGAUAUUGAAUUGAAACUUUACAUGUGUCUUCGGGGUUAUAAAACUAGUUGAUAGCACCAAGUCCCAUAACUCUGACCUUCAUUUUGGCCAAAUUAUGCCCCUUUUUGGACUUAGAAAAUUCUGGUUAAAGUUUUGCGUGCAAGUACAUACAGCUAUUACUAAAAGGCAUUAUAGAUUUGAAACUUAUUUUUUCUUUUUCUAGAUCUAUUACCUACCUCACUGGGUCAAGUCCCAUAACUCUGACAUGUAUUUUGGGCAAAUUAUGCCCCCUUUUGGACUUAGAAAAUCCUGGUUAAAGUUUUACAUGCAAGUUACUAUCUCCAAAACUAAUACAGAUAUUAAAUUGAAACUUCACAUGUGUCUUCGGGGUUAUAAAACUAGUUGAUAGAAUCAAGUCCCAUAACUCUGACAUGUAUUUUGGGCAAAUUAUGCCCCCUUUUGGACUAAGAAAAUUCUGGUUAAAGUUUUGCGUGCAAGUACAUACAGCUAUUACCAAAAGGCAUAUAGCUUUGAAUCUUAUUUAUUCCUUUUCUAGGUCAGUUACCAGCCUCACUAGGUCAAGUUCCAUAACUCUUAACAUGUAUUUUGAACAAAUUAUGCCCCCUUUUGGACUUAGAAAAUUCUGGUUAAAGUUUACAUGCAAGUUACUAUCUCCAAAACUAAUGCAGAUAUUGAAUUGAAACCUAACAUGUUUCUUCGUGGUUAUAAAACUAGUUGAUAGCAUCAAGUCCCAUAACUCUGAUAUGUAUUUUGGUCAAAUUAUGUCCGCUUUCGAACUUAAAACUCUUUUGAUAUUUAACAUUUUGGGUAACAAUUUCCUGCUUCUGUGACAAUAUUUCGAAUAGUCGAGCUUGGCUGUCUUACGGACAGCUCUUGUUUUUUCUGGCAGUUGCAGAGUUGCCUUUGUCUGUCCGUUCGUCCGAAUUUGUGUUGUGCAUAUCUCAAGAAGUAUCUGAACCAGUCAUAAGACCUCACAGGAUUGUCAUCCAGCAUGUAAUGUUGUGCACCUUGUGUUUGAUUGGAGUUUCACACAUCCAUACCAGAGUUAUGGCCCUUGAUUUAGUCAAAAUAUGCAUAAAAGGGGGCUAUAACUUUUUUGUGGCAUGUAUCUCAAAAAGUAUUUGACUUAGAAUUAUGAAACAUGAAAGGAAUAUUACUGAGCAUGUGAAGUUAUGCACCUGGGGUUUUGUUUGAGAUUUUUGUCUACAGCUCUUGACUUAGUCAAAAGUACUUAAGUUUGUAUCUCGCAAAGUAUUUGAUUUAUAAAAUAAUAGAUGAUUGUUUCAUAUCAUGUGAAGUUGUGCAUCUGGUUUUCUGUUUGGGUGUUCAUUCAACCAGAUCAGAGUUAUAGUACUUGACUUAGUUGAAAUUUUAAAGUUUGUCUUGCAUAUUUCACCUCGAGUCAUGAAAUCAUGUACAUUGUCAGGUAGUUGGGGGCACUAGUGUCCUAUAGACACAUAUUAUCUAGUUAUACCUAAGUUCUUUCUAGUGCAAAUAAUUGAGAACUGGCUAUGUGUAUACCAUUUUUGAAUUACCAGUUCUGUCAUGUACAUUUAUACACAUUUGUAAUGAUUGGUGUCAUGAACAUUGUUUCUGAAUUAAUGUACAUUUUGUAUAAUUGAGGACUGAUGUUAUGUACAUUGUUUUUGAAUGGUCAUUUUUGUAUAAUUGAGGACUGAUAUCUUGCAUAUUGUGAAUGAUGAAAUCACAAUAAAUAAUUCUCCUAUG